Molecule: messenger RNA, 938 nt
Organism: Paraglomus occultum
Lineage: Eukaryota; Fungi; Glomeromycota; Glomeromycetes; Paraglomerales; Paraglomeraceae
Source: the annotation of a GenBank genome assembly
AGGAGGACACUCAGUGGCUCUCACGCUAUGUACACAAAGCAACAGCUCGCCACCCUGGUCUCGUGGCUUUUGUGAUGGAUAGAAUUUAUGAAAGGUUCCUCAAGCACAGUCCUGAAACUUUGACUUUCGUGAAAGUCUUCACUUACAUCAAGUCUUACGAUUUCCAAGCGGGCCUUAAGCGCCUCCGUGCAGCACCACAGCUUAAUAGCAUGACUGAUGAUGAAAAGCAACUAGCGGAUAGUGUUCUUUUCAAAGGAGGUAUCACACUUCGCUCUGACGUAAUCCCGUGCUAUGGACGACUACUUAAGACAAAUGUCCUUACUGACAUUAGUUCUGCUGAAAUGGAUGGUCUUACAACUCUUGAUUUUCCGGCGCCAUUGCUUCGUGCCAUUUACCUUCAGGACCGCCUUGGUGCAGGACCUCGACCUGAAGUCGGACCUAAAACAUUUAAAGAGUUCAUUAUUUUGGUCUUUGGUGCGAUGAACUCAAAGACAUUGCAGAUGAACUUAGGUGUAGGAAAAGACGGCCGACUCCUCGAGCGUGUUUGGCAAAUGGAGUUCUAUCGGGCAGCAAUGCAAAUUCUUCCUGCUGAUAUCUAUGCUUCAGUAGACGUUGGUGUGAUUUUCGGGUCAGACGGAUACUUGGAUUUUUAUGUCGAUGACAAUCGUAACUGGGCUAUUGAACUUUUACGAGAUGGAGAACGCAUGAAAGAACAUGAGAAUAGGUUCUAUGAUGACGGUCGAUACAGUACAAUCCUCGAAAUUGCAAAAGAGUGGGCAAUAGUUGAUAUUCGACAGUCUAGAAGCAUGCCAAAAAACAUUAAACCAAAUUUCAUUUACGUUCUUUGCUCUGACUCAUUCGAUUACGUUGUGUUGAAAUUUGCUGAUGGAAAGGAGCAACAUGUUAAGUUGUUGGGAGAAGCUCAUUUACUUGGAUAG